Messenger RNA from Archocentrus centrarchus (flier cichlid), 4020 nucleotides. RefSeq names its product v-crk avian sarcoma virus CT10 oncogene homolog-like (gene crkl). Gene Ontology annotation, cellular component: cytoplasm. The record is from RefSeq and is a predicted model, not a curated record. Bases 956 to 1873 code for a protein of 305 amino acids. Gene Ontology annotation, biological process: positive regulation of ERK1 and ERK2 cascade; enzyme-linked receptor protein signaling pathway; cell migration. Gene Ontology annotation, molecular function: receptor tyrosine kinase binding; signaling adaptor activity. The transcript is spliced from 3 exons. Lineage: Eukaryota; Metazoa; Chordata; Actinopteri; Cichliformes; Cichlidae.
CGGGACCUGCCCUCCCGUCGCCAUUUUUCGGCCUCGGUGCUCGCAUUUCUGGUAGCCUGCGCUGUUGGGGACGAGCGGAAAUAACGGAAAGUAUAAAAUAUAGUAAUCGUUAAGCCGAGAUCCCUCGUGAGCAGUCUGGGAUGCACGCGAGCGCUCCUGUAAACAGUCGCGGGUCCUGAAAUGCACGCGCAGGAGACGAGCCGCUGCUGUGAAAUCAUUUUUUUGUGUGAAGACGUGUUGCGAGCCGCCAUUUUUCUGCUGUGUUGCCUCAAAAGUCUGCUCCGACUCGAGAAAGGGAAUUCGAAAACCCGUUUCCAUGAAGUGUGCCUCUCCGUGAGCUCCAGAAGAUUUCAUCUGAUAACUUCGCGUCCUGCCCGGUGCUACUACUGGACACAUUUUGCACAUAUGAGGGAUUAUCAGAUGUAAGAAAAAAAGAAGGGAGGAAAAAAAAGUGAGGCCACAUUUUCCGCUCAUAACUGACACUGACUUAAGGAGAUACAUUUAUUAGAAGAGGAGAUUGGUGUUUUCUCAGAAGGCGGAACGAAAAGGGGAAGUUUCAUUGAUCCGUUUGUUGCUUGGGCCUCCGUCAGUGCUUGCCUGUCCAAGGUUUGCUCAUUUUUCUUCUGUUUUGGCCCUUCUACCAACUGCUCGGCCGCUGACUGCUGAACACAGGAACCACAUUAUGCUCCAGAGUUGGAUCAAGUCAGCAGCAGCCUGCGCCUGAAAACGUUAGGUUGUUGUUCAAAUCAGGUUUUCGGAGCCUGAGGCGUGUGUGAAGAAAUCAGUCGAAAACCCCCCUUCCAGGGCGACGAAUGCCCUGCGUCUUCCAAAUCCUACAGUUUGCUGUGAUUGGCCAAUUGGAACCACGCACAUCGCUUUUAAUUUAUUCCCCAGCCUGUCUUGUAUUUUCUUUUUAUUAAUUUGUAAGUCUAUAUUAACUUAUUUUUGAACAGAAAUGUCAACUGCUCGGUUUGAUUCAUCUGAUCGGUCCGCCUGGUAUUUUGGACCCGUGUCACGACAGGAGGCACAGAAUAGGUUACAAGGACAGAGACAUGGCAUGUUUCUUGUUCGAGACUCGUCGACCUGCCCCGGCGACUACGUGCUGUCAGUAUCUGAAAACUCCAAAGUGUCUCACUAUAUCAUCAACUCUUUGCCCAGCAAGAGGUUUAAGAUUGGCGAUCAAGAAUUUGAGAACCUCGCAGCUCUCCUGGAGUUCUACAAAAUCCACUACCUGGAUACCACCACGCUGAUAGAGCCAGCCCCCAGGUAUCCAAGUACAGUGAGUGCUCCCAUCCAGCCCAUGGUUGGAGCAGAAGAGAACUUGGAGUAUGUGCGGACUCUGUACGACUUCACCGGUAGUGAUGCUGAGGACCUUCCCUUCAAGAAGGGGGAGAUCCUUAUCAUCCUGGAAAAGCCGGAGGAGCAGUGGUGGAGUGCCAAGAAUAGAGAUGGACGUGUCGGGAUGAUCCCUGUGCCCUAUGUGGAGAAAGUGAUACGACCUCUGCCCCACCUUGGCCAGCCUUCUCAUGGAUCGCGCAACUCCAACAGCUACGGGAUCCCUGAGCCCUCCAAUGCUCUUGUUCACGCCUAUGCCCAGCCCCAGACACCUUCUCCAAUGCCUGGCACACCUGGAGCAGUUAUCGCUCCUCUACCGUCCAUGCAGAACGGCCCUGUCACGGCAAAAGCCAUCCAGAAACGAGUGCCCUGUGCCUACGACAAGACAGCUCUUGCUCUAGAGGUUGGUGACAUUGUCAAGGUUACACGGAUGAACAUCAGCGGUCAGUGGGAGGGAGAGGUGAAUGGACGGAGGGGUCUCUUCCCAUUCACCCAUGUCAAAAUCAUAGACCCCCAGAAUCCGGAUGAGAGUGACUGACCUAGGAAUUCGACGGAAGCCUCUCACCAGUAUCGCCGAGUUUGCUGGCUGUCUCCAUCUUUUCCUGCCAGUGUCACACGGUUAUGUGCUUGCCUGCUUGGGGCUGUACCAUGAUAGCGAUUUCCCCACCCCCCCCCGUGUUGUUGCUGGCCUUCGCAAGGCUUUCUGACUGUUUACAGCUCUGGACAUUAGAUCCAAACUAAAACCUGACCCCACUUUUCCCAGGUCCCUUUUCCUUUAUCUUUGUCCCAGGCUGGGUGGCAUUUUUGCAUUAGUGUCCUUUUAAUUUCCAGAUCACUGGGCAUCAGUGUGAGAGUGUGUGCGUGUAUGUGUGUGUUUUGUGUAUGUGUGUUCACAACGGAUAGUUACCAUAUUCCCAUCACAUCUUUUUAAAUAUUAGUUUUCUCUUAAUAUUUGUCUUUGGGACUUUUGAAAGUGUUGGUGUGUGCUUGUUUUGUUGAUGUGAGGAUAUUUGUAUGAAAUGGGGAAAAGAAAUGUCCCUAUGGACUUGGAGAGCACUGAGGCAAUGAGGAGCUAACCAGCCAGUCAUGUUAUUUCUCCAAACAAUCAAGUCACUGUUGUACCUUAAGCAUUGCACAAGCACACACUUGUACACAUUGGCCAUGAGUUGUUCAGGUAGAUGUUUUUUUUUUUUUUGUGUGUGUGUGUGUGUGUGUGUGUGUGUGUGUGUGUGUGUGUGUGUGUGUGUGUGUGUGUGUGUGUGGGGUAUGGAUUGGGAGGAAGUAGAAAGAGAUGGGUUUGUAGAGGAUUUGGAACAUGGUAUGGUAGAUCUCAUUGUCCCUUCCAUUCUACACCCUGACUGCCAGAUGGCUUAUUUAUCUAAUGUUACUAAGACAUGACACAACCAUGUGAGUUUUUUUUUUUUGUUGUUGUUGUUGACAUGGACAGUGUGGUGACUUUGCAUCUCCACAUGGUGCCUCUUUACUUAUUAUUUUGAACUAAACUGAUUUUGCUUAGAGAGAUCAUUGAUUAUUAAAUGACACAUUUCCAAUUUUUGCAUAGGAGUGCCAAGCUUUGAGCACGGUAUCAAAAGCCAAAUAGCAACAGCCCUGGCCUGUACUUUCCACAAGCAUCUGACUACAAGGCUAAAACGUACUAAAAAAUGUUGCCGCCACAGUGUGGGGCACGAGGACUAAAGCCUGUUCACUGAGAUGAAAAACUCGGUUUUCAGUGGCAUAGGUCGGGGAAGGAGGAAUGUCUCAGCAAGCCAAUGAGAUCCCAUCAAUGCCUUUUCAGAGUAAGAUGAGUCUUACUUCUAGUGCAUGCAAUCCCAUCUCUAACACUUAGUUUUUGUUGUGAUGAUGCUCCUGUCCAUGUAGGAUUUUUAACCAGCUUUAUUCCUCGAGCAUUUUGGUCUGUGCGCAAAUGCAGAGUAGUAGAAAGAAUCGGAUGAUAUUGUGCUGCAGCCGAUUCUGUCGAGCCGAGGAUUAAACGCCUGUUCAAAAAAGUGCAGAACCCUACAUCUCUGCUGUAAAACUAAUCGAUUUUCCCCCGUCGCUUCUUUUAGUGCUUUCUGUUAAAAUCACUGCUAAGCCAUUGACUCAGAAAUAUUGUGAGGCUUUUAGUUGUCCCUCUUCUUCCUUUUCGGGGAGUUUGUCGUAAGCUAUAAAAUCAAGCAUUUUUGUUAAUGAGUGAUGUUAUUAAAAGUAACCACGGUGAAAUUUAAAAAGGGAAAAAAUGCCUGCUGGUUGCCUCUGUGCAUGACCUCUUGGCCAGGGAGAUUGUUUGUUUUUUUUUUCCUUGCCAAAUGCUGCUUGAUGUCAUUAAAUUCCUCAUUAAAUACAAGUUUCUCUCUUAAGCCCACCUGGUGUGUGCAGACACACCAGUUUGGGUUUUCCUGGUCAAGCUUAAUGAAAUCUACUAAUUAAGCAAUACAUUCUGAUUAUGUCCCUUUUGACAUGAAUUUGCUUUUCUCAUGCUUCGGAGUUAUUUUGUAAUGGCAUUAACAGUAUUACUGUGCUCUUCAUAUUUUAGGAAAGCUUGUCUUUUACUUAAAAAUUGAAAGAUUGUGCCUUUUAUUUUCUUAUACCAUUGACGUGUUAAUAUUUCCCAUGGUUAACACCUGUGCUGGUAAAGGCCCUUUAUGUAAAUAACAAGUAAAUAAAAUGUUUACUUCUUUAAGUUGC